Schistosoma guineensis is the source of this 795-nucleotide messenger RNA. The record is from the annotation of a GenBank genome assembly. Lineage: Eukaryota; Metazoa; Platyhelminthes; Trematoda; Strigeidida; Schistosomatidae.
AUGGACUCAGGAAUUACAGAUAAUAUUCGACGUCGGAAACGAAGAGAACUUACAGCAGGACAAAAACAAGAAAUUGUUGAAGCAUUUGACCUUUUUGAUACAGAUAAAGAUCAACAGAUCAGUUAUUACGAAUUCAAGGUUGCACUUCGAGCACUUGGAUUUGAGUUAAAAAAACAAGAGGUUCUAAAAACUUUGGAGGACUACAACAUCAAAGAAGAUUCUGGAAAACUACGAUUUGAAGAUUUCAAUGAAAUAGUGACAGAUAUGAUUUUAGACAGGGAUCCUGUCACGGAAAUGGUACGAGCCUUCAAGCUGUUCGAUGAAGAUGAUUCUGGAAAAAUUACUUAUCGUAACCUAAAAAAGAUCUCCAAAGAACUUGGUGAAAAUUUAUCAGAUCAGGAACUUCGUGCUAUGAUAGAGGAAUUUGAUCAAGACGGAGAUGGUGCGCUUAAUCUGGAAGAAUUUAUGGCGUUAAUGACAAAGGAAAUAUAAUUCACCAAAUUGUUUAUUGAAUCAAACCAACAACUGUGUACUUAAUUAUCCCAGUUAAAUACAUAUCAUCAUUCUUCUGAACUCAGUUUGAUAUGACCAGUAUAGUUUGAAUCUGCCUUCCUUUUGAAUUUGAUGCUGCUUUUUGUGUUUGUGAAUGAUCAGCUCCCGAUAUGGGUGGUGAUUAUUGUUGAUGGCAGUUGAUCUACACUAAAAAAGUACUUCAUCUUAUUUAUUUCCUCUUAUCGGACAUCAUCAUCUAUGUAUAUUAUCAUUCUGGUCAAUUCUUUAAAAUAUUUCACAAAU